AUGCGAUUCCAAGGAGUCAUUGGUGCAGCCCUUUUGGGUUCAUCUGCCCUGCAGCAUGUCGCUGCAUCUACGCAGCCUGAUGUCGAAGGUGAUCUCGUCAACAUUGAUGGUUACCUCGUGAACGCUGAGCGUCUCGAGACCCGUCAAUCAGCACCUGCAAAGAUUGCCGUCACUGGAGUCACUGGAAAUGGCGUUCAGCCUAGAAUGGAACUCCGUACCAUGCAGCAACAAUAUCCUGACAUGUUCAAUGUCUUCCUUCUUGGUCUACGCAGCUUCAUGCAGAUGAGCCAGUCAGACCCUCUGUCCUACUAUCAGAUUGCCGGUAUUCAUGGCAGACCUUAUGUUCCAUGGGAUGGUAUUGGCAGUGCUCCCGGCUUCGGUGGUGGUUACUGCACUCACACUUCCAACAUGUUCCUACCAUGGCAUAGACCAUACCUGGCUCUGAUUGAGCAAGAGCUUUACAAGCAUGUUCAACAAGCCGCACAGUCUUUCCCCGCUGGUGCGACCAGAAACAAGUACGUUGCCGCGGCUCAAAACUGGCGUUACCCCUACUGGGAUUGGGCUGCAGCUCCUUGUUCAAGCUGUAAAGCAUUCCCUGCUCUGCUCAGCGAUCAAUGGGCUACGGUCACCACUCCAACCGGUAUCCAGACCAUUGCCAACCCUCUCUUCCGUUAUGACUUCCACCCUGUUUCUGUGUCUGACAUGGUCUACAACCCUUUCGCAUCUUGGGACGUCACCAAGAGAUAUCCUUCUUCUUGGGACGCUUCUGCAGGUAGUCAGAACAACCUUCUCAAUCCUAUCUUCACCAACAGCCAGGUCAAUUUCCGCGAUCGUCUGUACAACCUUUUCACCAACUACAACAACUUCCACCAGUUUGGUGAUUCGGCAUGGAUCACCGCUAGCUCCACCAAUGCUGACAGUCUCGAAUCGCUUCACGAUGGUAUCCACUCAAGUGUUGGUAACAAUGGUCACAUGACUUAUCUCGAUUAUGCUGCAUUCGACCCAGUAUUCUGGUUACAUCAUGUUAUGGUUGACCGCAGCUUCGCGUUGUGGCAAAGCAUCCACACCGACAGCUAUGUGCAGCCUCUCGCAGCAGUCGGAAGCACUUUUACCUACCCUGCUGGAACUAUCAACGAUGUGAACUCGCCCCUCACGCCAUUCUUCAAGGACACUGCUGGUACCAACUGGACUUCGGCCGAUGUGCGCGACACCACCAAGCUUGGUUACACUUACCCUGAACUUCAAAAUGGCGCUACUGCUGCCAGCGUUCGUGCAGCUAUCAACAGACUUUACGGAAAGAACGCUGUUGCCGCAGAUGUAUCAGCAAAUGUCAACCUCGGGAACGCCGCAUCCUCUGCACCUGCAUCUUCCUCGACACCGGCAGCUCCUUCCGCUCCAGCAGUCCCUUCGGCAUCUGCAAAGCCUUCAGGCCCAACACCACCUGUAGCGCCUUCGAGACAGAAUGCUCAGCGACCUGGACUCGCUAGCAUCUGGAGAAGCCACCCCGUACAUAUCUGGAGCCCCUGGUGGAAGCGUGAUAACAUGACUGGCGAACCGUACUACAACGCCAACGGCACGAACGGCACUGAUGAGUACCAUCAUGAAUACAUCUGCAACAUUGUGUCUCAGAAGUUCGCCAUGAACGGAUCAUACGCCGUCUAUGUAUUCUUGGGUAACGUUUCAUCAAACUCCACUGAGGAGCUGCAACUCUCGCCCAACCUUGUCGGUACCUACUCCGUCUUCUCCAACAUGCCUUCCGAGGACAAUGACAUGGCCAACAUGGAUCUCAAGAUUACCGGCACUGUUCCCCUGACCACCUCUCUUCUCGGAAAGUACGAGACUGGAGAGUUGAGAACCAUGCUCCCGGCCGAUGUUGAGCCAUACCUUCGCAAAAACCUCCAGUGGAGAGUGGCCAAGUACGACGGAGGAGAAGUUGCUGUCGCAGAUGUGCCCGAUCUUUCGCUCAACGUUGUACAAGCUCAAGUCACUCCCGCUGCUGACGAAACCGAAUUCCCUCAGUGGGGCGCCUUCACUGCUCUCACCAGUGUAACUGCUGGUAAGGUCGGUGGCUACAGUGCACAAUACUGGAACUGCCCCGAGGAUGGCUCGUCAUUCGACAACGGCUACUCAGGUACCCCGGCCGCUCCUCAAACUCCUGAAACACCUGCAACCAGCGCCUCCGCUCCUUACGGUAACGGCACUGCCGCCUCACCAGUCGCUCCUCAAGGUACUGCAGCUGGCACUGGCUCGGUCAUUCCCUUGUCACCCACGACCUACACCGGCGCAGCCAACAUUGUGAGUAUGUCCGGUUGUGCCAUCGCUUUGGCAGCUGCAGCCCUUCUCAUCUAG
Molecule: messenger RNA, 2349 nt
Organism: Aureobasidium subglaciale EXF-2481
Lineage: Eukaryota; Fungi; Ascomycota; Dothideomycetes; Dothideales; Saccotheciaceae
Exons: 5
Coding region: 1-2349 (782 amino acids)
Molecular function (GO): oxidoreductase activity
Source: RefSeq, a predicted model, not a curated record